UCUUGGCAGGUGCCCGGCUACCAUCUCUUUCCGUCCCGAGCCUUGGAGACGGCAGCCCCUGGGUUGCUGAGCGGUAGCAGCAGCAUGAAGGCUCCGAACUCAGGAAAAUGAUGGAGCUGAUCUCCUGGGCCUCAUGUGCCCAGACCUUGGCAGCCCAGAGUAAGGCCAGGGUCGGCUCCUUCUCGUCGUCCUGUGCUCCUUGGUCUUCUCCGCUGUCUACAUCCUAAUGUGUGGCUGGGCCUGCCUGCCCCUCUGCCUGGCCACCUGCCUGGAACCCCACCUCCCCACCGGCUCCAGGCCUACCGUGCCGGGACCCCUGCACUUCAGUGGAUAUAGCAGUGUGCCAGAUGGGAAGCCACUGGUCCGGGAACCCUGCCGCAGCUGUGCAGUGGUGUCCAGCUCUGGCCAGAUGCUGGGCUCAGGCCUGGGCAUAGAGAUCGACGGAGCCGAGUGCGUGCUGCGCAUGAACCAGGCGCCCACAGUGGGCUUCGAGGCGGAUGUGGGCCGGCGCAGCACCCUGCGUGUGAUCUCGCACACGAGCGUGCCGCUGCUCCUGCGCAAUUACUCACACUACUUUCAGCAGGCCCGAGACACACUCUAUGUGGUGUGGGGCCAGGGCAGGCAUAUGGACCGGGUGCUUGGUGGCCGCACCUACCGCACGCUGCUGCAGCUCACCCAGAUGUACCCAGGCCUGCAGGUGUACACCUUCACCGAGCGCAUGAUGGCAUACUGUGACCAGGUCUUCCAGGACGAGACAGGCAAGAACCGGAGGCAAUCAGGCUCCUUUCUCAGCACCGGCUGGUUCACCAUGAUCCUCGCCCUGGAGCUGUGCGAGGAGAUUGUGGUCUACGGAAUGGUCAGCGACAGCUACUGCAGAGAGGAGAGCCGCCCCUCGGUGCCUUACCACUACUUUGAGAAGGGCCGGUUGGACGAGUGUCAGAUGUACCUGGCGCACGAGCGGGCGCCCCGCAGCGCCCACCGCUUCAUCACCGAGAAGGCCAUUUUUUCCCGCUGGGCCAAGAAGAGGCCCAUCGUUUUCGCCCACCCGUCUUGGCGGGCCCAAUAGCCCUGCUGGUCACCAUGCCUUCAUCAGGCCUCCAUUCCAUUGAAGCCACCACACUCCACCAAAAACUUUUAAUUUAUGGAUCCUACCUCCUGCCAGAUGCAGGGCAGACAGAGGGUCCCUUCCUGCCCCACGCUGGAGACUCUUGGAGCCAUCUCUAGCUUCACAACUUUAGAGGGAGUUGAAGGAAGCCAUGCUGGCCUUUGCACCCUCCUCCCCUCCCUGCCCCCUGAGUGAUCUGAAUCUUCAUUUUGGGGUUCAUAGCACCUCCAGGUCUGUCAAGUGGCCUUUGCCUCUGGGGCUGAUGGCCCCCACUCACCAGCAUCAUGACCUUCGACCUUGCACCAGCCCUGGUCCUUCCUCUCUGCCCCCACCCACCUUUGGUGCCACACCUCACAAGCUGGUUGUCCUGCUGCCAAUGCCCUGAUUGGGGCGGCCGAGAGCUUGCUUAGAGUUUGUUGAGCAAAGGGGCCUUUGAAAUGUGACUGCCAGGGUCAUCUCAAGAGUGUACGGGUAAAUGAUUUUCUCAUA
This is a messenger RNA of Loxodonta africana (African savanna elephant), 1594 nucleotides long. It is a transcript of the gene ST6GALNAC4, whose product is annotated as ST6 N-acetylgalactosaminide alpha-2,6-sialyltransferase 4. NCBI's taxonomy places the organism in Eukaryota, Metazoa, Chordata, Mammalia, Proboscidea, Elephantidae. The transcript is spliced from 6 exons. Bases 227 to 1066 code for a protein of 279 amino acids. Gene Ontology annotation, biological process: oligosaccharide metabolic process; ganglioside biosynthetic process. Gene Ontology annotation, molecular function: alpha-N-acetylgalactosaminide alpha-2,6-sialyltransferase activity. The record is from RefSeq and is a predicted model, not a curated record.